Molecule: messenger RNA, 1698 nt
Organism: Erigeron canadensis
Lineage: Eukaryota; Viridiplantae; Streptophyta; Magnoliopsida; Asterales; Asteraceae
Product: B3 domain-containing protein Os07g0563300-like
Exons: 7
Coding region: 1-1686 (561 amino acids)
Molecular function (GO): DNA binding
Source: RefSeq, a predicted model, not a curated record
AUGUGGGUGUUUGGAUCGUGUGCAAAGCUUGCAGUAAGGUUAGAAUAUCGAUUGGGUACAAAAAACUAUGAAAUAUAUCCAGGUGGAAAGAUGACUAGGAAAGUUCAUCUUGAAUGCGAGGUUUCACAUGAUUCAUAUACAAUGUUACAAGGUGGAGAAGUGAUGUGUAAUGGCUGUGUCACACCAGAUGUGAUUUUGAUCUCAGUUUCUGAAGAAACUUUAGUUAACUCGACCAACAACGCAUCACCUGUUGCUACAGUUCCAACAUUGGUUGUAAAUGAUCAAUUAACCGAUCAAGAGAAUGUGUUGAACACAAAUAAUGAAGAAUUAGCCCCUAAAACGCUGUCUAACGAAUACAAUGGUAAUAAUGUGUAUACUGAAAUAACACCUCAGGUUCAAGCUCCUAAUAGAAAGCCCAAAAGUGGGGCCGGUAGAAAGAAUAAGCAAUACCGUCCCCGGAUGACAAAACAAGAACUGAAAGAACUUUCGAAUAGGUUCAAUGUGAAAGUCAAACCUUUAUUUGAGAAAAGGUUAACUUCUAGUGACGUUGGGACUGGGCGUCUCGUUAUCCCAAAGCAAUGUGCAGAGGACUAUUUUCCUUCAAUUAAUGAUUCCAAAGGGAAGUGCCUGGUAAUCCUAGAUGCAGACAGAAAAGACUGGAAAUUUAACUUCAAAUUCUGGCCUAAUACGAAGACUAGGAUUUACUUUCUGGAAGGAUUCAAUGAGUUUGAGAAAUCAGUGAAACUACGUCAAGGUGAUAAAGUGACAUUUAGUAGGCUGGUGUGUGAAGGAACGCUAGUAAUUGGAUACCGAAAGAGGCCAUCAACAACCUUAUCCAGCCGGGUAGAUCCAUUCCAUAAGGCUACAACUGCUUCGACAUCUACCAAGAGAGCCAGAAAGGAGAACCCAAAUGAAUUAGACAGACUCCGUUUGAAUACUCAAAAAGUCAAAGUUUUCAUUCAUUCUCAGAGGGAGAGUACUUACGAAAUUGGGUCAAGCAGCAAAACUACCAAAAAAGUGAAUAAGAGAUCUAAAGUUAAAGAUGCCCGAGAACUAGUAGCUUCUCCUGAAGUGGUGGAAACUCGAAGGACACUGAUUGAGAAUGUGGAUACAUUAGCUAUUCAUUCCAAGAGGAAGAGCACUUAUGAAAUUGGCUCAAGGAGCAAAAGUACUAAAAACGUGAAUAAGAGAUCUAAAAGUAAAAAUGCUCAAGAACUGAUAGCUUUACCUGAAGCAGCUGAAACCCAAGUUACACCAAUUGAGAAUGUGGUAACAUUACCAUCCCAACCAAAUGUGAACAAGAAACAUCCACGUCAUCGACUUGAUUGCCUUUGCAUUGUAUGCAUUCAGCCUGCAAGCGGAUGCAAACACCAUGUAUCGUGUGAAUGUAGAGCUUGUGUGACCCUCCGUUCUCGUGGUAAAAAGCAUUCCCAAAAUCCACCCCAAAGAGUGGCAAGUCGUCGUCCACGAAAACGUCUGCCUAAGCCAACCCUGCAGAUAGAGAGCUCAAACGCAGGCCCUCCAAUGAUGCCAAAUUUAGCUGAUCAACCAGGAAGUUCAAAUCAUACUCAUCAAACAACAGUGAUCAGCCGCGUCCCAAAAGACGACGAAAACACAAACUUGUCAAGCAUGCAUUCAAAGAUUCUAUCCUUUGAUUUGAAUUUCCCACCUGCAGAUUUCGAAUAGAAAAUUAUGCGU